CGCCACGAGUUAACACCUCGACGUAGCAACUCGGACAACGGCCGAGGCAAAAGUGGAAACGAGUGAAUGAGAAACAUAAGCGAAAAACGAGAGAACCGCCGACGGCGCCAGCUAAAAACGCAAGCAAAAGCGCAUAAUUGGGUGCGAAAGUAUUUUUUUCGGUUUGUUGUAAAAGCGCGUGAAAUUACGCAGGAACCGGAAGUGGCAGCAAAAAGGAUACGUUAGCGGUAUUUGAAGCCUACGCAUAGGCGAGAGAAACUCAAACGCGUCACGCGUUCACCGACGGUGCGAUGUAAAAACUCUUGAAAUAAAAAUUAAUUCAUUAAAAAUCAAAAACUGCUUUCAAAAACGAUUAAGCCCCGAGCCGCUCGGGCGCGUAAUCACUCGUUUGUGCGCGCGAGUUUAUGAGUGUGUGCGUCAGCCGCCGUGCGUUCACCUGACGCCUCACAAUUGUCAAAUGUGCUCAUCAAAUGUUGCAGACAGUGCGCAAGAAAAGAAUUUGUUGAAUAGUGUUAGAGUGGGCAUGGAAUCACCGCCGUCACAUCAUCAACACCAGCAACAACAACAAAAUUUACAGCCACAACAACAUACGUUACCUGUUAUGCCAGUGAUGGCAGGCGGCGCAUUGCCACCGACAACCGGCGGCGUUACAACGCUUCCGCUUCCCAUGCAAGCACAUGUUCCUAUACCCGGUCUAACGACGCACGGCAUUGGUCAACCGCCGUCGGUAGCGUUGCCACCACAUGCGGCGCCAACGGUACCACUCUCACCAACAGUGGGAUUACCAGCCGCUCCGCCUGCCUCUAUGCCGCCGGGCAUUGCGAAUGCUCCAAGUUUGGGUGGCAUCUUUGGCAAUACGCAUCCAGCCCCACAUUCUACACUCAAUGCUCUCAUGUCUCAACAUCGACUCUUGGAACUCUCCCGCUUCGGUUUGCGCGGCUACGACUUGGCUCAACACAUGCUGACGCAACAAGGCGCUGUCUCCAAGUUAUUAGGUACAUUGAGGCCACCUGGUUUAAUCGGCGGAUCAAAGCCGAAAGUUGCUACGCCCGCUGUCGUCUCGAAAAUCGAGCAAUACAAACGCGAUAAUCCGACAAUAUUUGCGUGGGAAAUACGCGAACGACUGAUAUCGGAAGGUGUUUGCACGAAUGCUACAGCGCCCUCCGUAUCCUCCAUCAAUCGCAUAUUACGAAAUCGCGCUGCAGAACGUGCUGCAGCGGAAUUUGCGCGCGCUACCAGUUACGUUUACAUGCAUCCCACGCAUCCUGGCUUCCCAACUUGGCCGUCGAGCUUACCACCACCACCACCUCACCUCUGGGCGCCUGGCGCAGCAACAGCGGGCGCUGCUGGUGUUGGUGGAGGUUUUCCACAUAGCUUGCCAUCUGGUAGUCUAACGCCGACAAAUUCCAGCAUUUCCAUACCAGCAAUAUCACCCGGUUCGGGUAGUCACGAGACACUGGGUUCACCGGAUGCGAGUCGUAUGAUCGACAUUGAAGGCGAGGACUCUGAUACGGAUGACAGCGAUCAACCCAAAUUUCGUCGCAAUCGCACCACAUUCAGCUCCGAACAGUUGGAUGAGCUGGAAAAGGAGUUCGAGAAGUCACAUUACCCUUGUGUGAGCACAAGAGAGAAAUUAGCAGCGCGCACUGCGCUAAGUGAAGCGAGAGUUCAGGUUUGGUUUUCCAACAGACGAGCGAAAUGGCGCCGACAUCAGCGGGUCAGUCAGCUGAAACAGCGGGGGAGUACCGACUCACCACACCAGACACACGGCCCGAUGCAACGCCACCAUUCACCAGUCAACACACAACGGCCGCAUCAUUUGUUGGAUGUGGAGAAUUACAACAACAACAACAAGGCGAACAGUUAUUACGGCUUGCCAACGGGUGUAACAAAUCAUACGCUGGACUAUACACACAAACUGGUGAACGCUUUCAUCCCUACAGGAAAUCAGGACGGACAGCAAUCUCAUAUGAACACCAUGAAUAUGCAGCAGCAACACCAACAACAACACGAAGCGAUGCACUUCAACAGCGACCCAACGAAAUCAAAAGCUUCACUUCCGCAGCCGCCACCACCACCGGCGUUGGUCUUUCCAUCGCACACAGCAUCAGUUCCAUUAUUAAUGGGCGGUGAGCAUAGCGCCUUCCGCUCAAUGGUGGUGAAUCCUGUGUUGUCCGAGGCAAUGCUUGCGCUCAAUUUCACGCGACAGGUUGUCUCCGCUGCUCAACAGUCGAAGCUGCUGGCGGGCGGUGGCGAAGACGCUGCGGCUGACUCACCACUUUCUCACUCCGGCACACCCUCGCCGACGAACACAAUGCAUUCCAAACUAUCAGAAGAGGAGAUAAAUGUAGUGCAGGAUGUGGAGAAUGGUGGGCGGUGCAAUGAGGAUGCGACGAAUGAUGAGGAAUGAGCAGAUCUGAGUAUGAGAGUUGACCCAAGUACAGUACGCAGGAUUCCCAAGUCUGAUUAAUGCAAUUCUAAGGGAUUGAAGUUGUAUGUAAUAUAUAUAGCAAAGCGAAGUGAUUAGUCUUUAACGGUAUAUUUUAAGAGAGAUAGAUGUAUCAACUUAUAUAGCAAGCUGUGAAAACAGCGCUCUCGUUAUGUAUUAUAUAAUAAUUUUAUGCUCUCAAAUUUAUGAUAUUUAAGUAACUUAGUGCAAUUAACUGUAAAUUAAAAUGAAAGUAACCAA
Molecule: messenger RNA, 2689 nt
Organism: Zeugodacus cucurbitae (melon fly)
Lineage: Eukaryota; Metazoa; Arthropoda; Insecta; Diptera; Tephritidae
Product: paired box protein Pax-2a
Exons: 6
Coding region: 458-2410 (650 amino acids)
Biological process (GO): anatomical structure development; regulation of transcription by RNA polymerase II
Molecular function (GO): DNA-binding transcription factor activity, RNA polymerase II-specific; RNA polymerase II cis-regulatory region sequence-specific DNA binding
Source: RefSeq, a predicted model, not a curated record